AUGGCCAAAAAGAAGAAUAAGCAGGUCCUCCGCCCUUGGUGUUGGUACUGUGAGCGGGAGUUCGAAGAUGAAAAGGUUCUAAUGCAGCACCAGAAGGCCAAGCACUUUAAGUGCAACCUAUGCCCCCGACGGCUGAAUACGGCGGGAGGUCUAGCAGUUCAUAUCCAGCAGGUACAUAAGCUUGAGCCCGAGAAUCUUCCGCGGAUUGAAAAUGCGCUACCUGGACGUGACGGAUACGAGGUGGAGAUCUUCGGCAUGGAGGGUAUUCCCGCUCCUGAUAUCGCGGACUACAAGCGCCGCAAGGAGAUUGAGCUUGGUCUCAAUCCUGGAACCAUUUCUCAGCCUCAGAACAAGAGGCCCAAGCUAGACAAUCGCGCUCUUACUGAAGAAGAGCUUAGGGCGCAGUUGGAGGCACAUAAGGCGCUCAUGGGCGCAAGUGAGGGAGCGGCUGCGCCUGCGACGCCUGAAGUCGCCUCGGGCGCUGUCUUUGGCGCUCCAGCACAAACGUAUGCCCUUCCGACGGCUCCGGCCCCUGGUAUGGUACCUCCGCCCUCAGCAUCUCCUAUGGGUAUGCACCCAGGUGCGCCGCCUUUCCCUCAUGGUGCGUUGCCGCCGCCUGGCUUUCCAGGCGCCCCUCCCUUCCCUCCGCCUGGCAUGUCAUUUCCUCCAGGUAUGUUCCCUCCGCCUGGUUUCCCAAUGCCGCCUCCGCCAUUUGCCGGCUCCCCUCCACCUGGAAUGCCUCUUCCGGGGAUGCCACCUGGCGCCCCUCCUCCAGGCAUCCCUCCUUUCCCUCCUGGUGUACGUCCGCCAUUUCCACCACCUCCAUUCCUCCCGCCAGGUGUGUCACCACCCCCUGGGUUUUCUUCUCCAAACGGUAUGAUACCUCCCGGUAUGCCACCGUUACCAAUGCGUACCACGGUGUCGACGUCUCCACCCCCGCCGGGUGUGCCGGGAACUCCAGCCCCUCCGCCAGCAGCAUCUCCUGUGCAUCAGGUACCAGCAUCAGCACCAGCAUCAGCAGCUUCGCCUUCAGUGGCGAAGACGCCCCCUCAGCUUACUCUGCCAGACCCCACUAUUGCACAGACGAAUCCGCCGUUCAAGAAAGAUACUUCACUGAAGUGGUCAGAUCCGAAUUUCUCGCCUGAAGAGCAUCGCGCCAUCCACCCGAAGUAUUGGAUCGCGAAUACUUCCGAGAAGAAAGGGGACGGCCAGAGUGCCGCCUCUGCAACAACUGCCCCUGAGGAGAGCAGAGGAAAGAAGCGGGCCCGGGCAGAAGACUUCCUGUAG
Molecule: messenger RNA, 1287 nt
Organism: Postia placenta MAD-698-R-SB12
Lineage: Eukaryota; Fungi; Basidiomycota; Agaricomycetes; Polyporales; Adustoporiaceae
Exons: 6
Coding region: 1-1287 (428 amino acids)
Cellular component (GO): nucleus
Source: RefSeq, a predicted model, not a curated record